This is a messenger RNA of Drosophila virilis, 1186 nucleotides long. RefSeq lists its product as uncharacterized. The record is from RefSeq and is a predicted model, not a curated record. NCBI's taxonomy places the organism in Eukaryota, Metazoa, Arthropoda, Insecta, Diptera, Drosophilidae.
AAUAUAAAAAAUCAAAUACAAAAUAAUUAUUUUCAAGUGUUAUAUUGCCAAUUGUGGCCAGGUGUUGCCAACAGACAGGAGCAAAGAGUCCGGUUCAAGCGAUAACAACUGGAAUAGGCGGGUUCGAUCCUCGAUUGAAUCGAGAAGCAUUCAUUUUGCAGUUCGUAAAAGAUGAGCUAUGCGAAUUGCAGUCAGUUCUGCUCGCUGGACCAGCUGCGAGCCUGGGUGGAGUGCAGUCCCCUGGCCCACAAGUGCCUCAUCAUUCACAUGACCAACGAUCUGGAUCAGAUCAUAAAUGGAUUCGAGACGGUGCGCAAAUUGGCGCGCAACUGGGAUGAGGAUAUGCAGCGUCCCCUGCUGGUGGCCGUCUGUAUGCUCUUUCUCAUCCAUGGUCCGCUGGAGCCGCAGAAGAAUAUGCGCAGCCUGCUGUUCCGUGUGCUGGGCCUGAUGGAUACCAAGGAUCCGAUGAGCGUUCACGGUCAUGUCGAGUAUCUGCUGGGCGAGCUGCACAAGGUGGAUGUGGACCAGGACACUAUUUUGCUCCAUUUGGCGCUCGGGCUGGUGCGUGCCAAUGCACGCGGCCUGCCCAUUGGCGUUUGCAUGCUCUGGUCAAUAAUUGGCCAAAUCUUGAAUCUGGACAUAACAAUGCAUCGGUAUCGCGAGUUCAAGGAGCUGGCCCAGGCUCUCGGUCCGGUGGCCCGCUUCAGCCUGGCCGAAAUGGGCAACAGCCAGCUAAGCGAGCUGGGCCUGCUGCUGGAGACAAUGAAUCGCAUCAUGGAGCUGGUGAUGCUCACCAAUAACGAUGACCUCAAGCUGGCCGGCUAUCCCGAUCAUUUCUUUCAGAUGCGACGCAACGAUCUCGAGUCCAUGCUCAACUGGGCCACAACCAUACUCUAUCAGAUCCACAUGAACUGUCGCUGGCUCGGACAGAUUGGCUCCCAGGUCAGCGCUAUGGUGAGCAUAUUGAAUCGCAUCAAGCUGGAAAUACCGGAGCUAGUCGAAGAGGAGGAGCAGCCGAAGAUGUGGCAGGCGCCCAUCGAUACCUACUCGGAUCUGGACGACUGAUCUAUGCCCUACGCUUAGCAAUUACCAUCUACACGCAGUAUUAGGCAAACGACUCGCUUUGAAAGCACUCAAUUCAUGUUCAUGUUCCGAGAAUACAUGCUCAAUAUGCAAAUGCAACUUA